This is a messenger RNA of Vigna umbellata (rice bean), 988 nucleotides long. Its product is annotated as endonuclease 1. The record is from RefSeq and is a predicted model, not a curated record. Gene Ontology annotation, molecular function: endonuclease activity; nucleic acid binding. Gene Ontology annotation, biological process: DNA catabolic process. NCBI's taxonomy places the organism in Eukaryota, Viridiplantae, Streptophyta, Magnoliopsida, Fabales, Fabaceae.
GUGAAGUCAGUGAGAAUUUAGUGAAGAGAUGAUGGGUAGACAUAGAAGUUUGUGGGUGUCUCUUGUUUCAUUUGGAUUUGUCUUGUUCUUUAGCUCAACUUUCAUUGGAGUGCCUAGUGCCCUUGGCUGGAGCAAAGAGGGUCAUGUCAUGACAUGCCAAAUUGCACAGGCACUUUUAGAGCCCGAGGCAUCAGAAGCAGUGAACCGUUUGCUACCUGACUAUGUGAAAGGCAACUUAUCAGCCCUUUGCGUAUGGCCUGACCAAAUUAGACACGGCUACAAAUAUAGGUGGACAAGUCCUCUUCAUUUCAUUGACACACCGGAUAAUGCUUGUUCCUUUCAGUAUUCAAGAGACUGCCAUGAUUCCCAUGGUGUGGAGGAUAUGUGUGUUGCUGGUGCUGUCAAAAAUUUCACUUCCCAACUCAAGCAAUACAGAGAGGGGACAUCUGAUCAACGAUAUAAUAUGACGGAGGCGUUGUUGUUCUUGUCACAUUUCAUGGGAGACAUUCAUCAGCCAAUGCACGUUGGAUUCACCACUGACGAAGGAGGAAACACGAUAGAACUACGCUGGUUCAGGCAUAAAUCUAAUCUGCACCAUGUGUGGGACAGAGAAAUUAUCCUCAGUGCACUAGCAGACUAUUAUGAUAAGGAUGUGAGCCUCCUUUUCCAAGACAUUCAGAGGAACUACACAUAUGGAAUCUGGGUAGAUGAUAUUUCAUCUUGGAAACAUUGUAAUGAUAUCUCUCAGUGUGUAAACGAUUGGGCCAAAGAAAGCAUACAAAUUGCUUGCAAAUGGGGUUACGAAGGUGUUAAACCUGGAACAACUCUGGCAGAUUAUUACUUCGACUCAAGGAUGCCAUUUGUCAUGAAACGAAUUGCUCAAGGUGGAAUUCGAUUAGCCAUGGUUUUAAAUAAGGUGUUUGCUGCCUCUGAAGAAGGAUUUACGUACAACAACAACAACGUAGGAAGAUAGACUCAUUCAUAUAUA